AUGCACCUCAAGCUGGCGAUACUGGGAUGCUUUCCCGCGAUUAUGGAGGCCUAUGGGGCUUGCAACGACUUCAUGGCUAGCAUACAUGCAGAGUCACCGACGUACAUCAUUCCUGUUCCGCCUACAGAUUUCGAUUCGCCGGAAGCUGCGGUCAACUUUUUGGGCUCGAUUCUUUCUGAUACGGCUGGUGCGGUCACGGGCACUGUCGGAAAUCAAAUUCAGUCUGCAAGUACGAAAAGCCACUCCCACGGUGCAGUCGAAGGCAACGCCCUGGCAACCUACCACCCCAAAGACGCCGAUGCCCUAAUCCUGACCGGCUUUUCAACUGGCUUGAUCGCCUUCGCGCCUCGCCUCAUCGCCAGCACACCCCUCUCGGCCCUUCUCCUCAAACCCCAAAAAUACCACACGCUCCAAGACCUCCUCUUCCUAACCCUCCCCACCGUCGAGUCCCGUCGGACCUUCUUCUACACCUCUCAUACGUUGGGAGACUACGACGAGGCAGUCCUGCAGCAUGGUUUUGACACGGAAGACGUAAUUCCUCUGAUGCAGGUGAUCACAGUCCUAUACGGGUACGGCCUCGCGGAAAACUUCACUGGCCCUGUGAUGGCUAUGGCCGGGAAGAGGUAUGGUGUCUUCUGCAAUGCUUUCCCGGUGCCGGAUUGA
This is a messenger RNA of Fulvia fulva, 663 nucleotides long. RefSeq lists its product as uncharacterized. The coding region runs from base 1 to 663 and encodes 220 amino acids. NCBI's taxonomy places the organism in Eukaryota, Fungi, Ascomycota, Dothideomycetes, Mycosphaerellales, Mycosphaerellaceae. The transcript has 2 exons. The record is from RefSeq and is a predicted model, not a curated record.